CCACAGAGGGGAGGGGGCGCCCGGAGAAAACUCCCAAGAAUUUAAGCCUGUGAAACAAUCACUUGGGCCUUUGUGCAUUCGUGACUUCUCGCCGUCUCCAAAGUAAAACUUUUCUGUGAUGUGGCUACUUAAAAUCAUUAGUGUCUUGGUUUGUUUUGCCCCUUCCUAUCAACAAUUCCCCCGUCUGUGUGCCACCCGGGAGGCCUUGCGCGCAAAGGAGUGCUGCCCGGCGUGGGAAGGGGACGGUUCGCCCUGCGGAGCCAGCUCGGGUCGAGGCUCCUGUCAGGAUGUUGAGGUGCCGGACCGGUCGGACGGACCGCAGUACCCCUUUUCCGGGCUGGACGACAGAGAGAAGUGGCCCCUGGUUUUCUACAACCGGACUUGCCAGUGUGCAGGGAACUUCAUGGGUUUCAACUGCGCGGAUUGUAAGUUUGGCUUCUUCGGGGUGAACUGCAAUGAGAGGAGAGAGUCUCUCAGGAGGAACAUAUUUCACCUGUCCCGAGCCGAGAGGAUCCGUCUCGUGUCCUAUCUGAACUUGGCCAAGCAGACAGUCAGCCGAGACUACGUUGUGGCCACCGGGACCUACCAGGAGAUGGAAAACGGCACCAACCCGAUGUUCGCAGAUGUGUCUACAUAUGAUGUCUUUGUGUGGAUGCAUUACUACGUGUCCCGGGCCGCGCUGCUCGGCGGGCCCGGGAAUGUGUGGACCGAUGUGGACUUCGCCCACUGGGCCCCUGCGUUUCUCCCGUGGCACCGCGCGUACCUGCUGCACUGGGAGCAUGAGAUCAGGAAGCUGACCAGGGACAUGAGCUUCACCAUCCCAUACUGGGACUGGAGGGAUGCUCAGGGGUGUGACGUGUGCACGGACGAGCUGAUGGGGGCCCGGAGCCCUCAGGAUCCCAGUCUCCUCAGCCCAGGCUCGGUCUUCUCUUCUUGGAGGGUACUGUGCUCUCAAGCAGAGGACUACAGUAACAGGGGUGUGUUAUGUGAUGCAGAGGAGGAAGGCCCGUUGCGUCGUAACCCUGGAAACCACAACCGUAAUGUGGUUGAGCGAUUACCAACUUCGGCAGAGGUGGAGUUCACUCUCAGUCUGCCCAACUAUGACACUGGAGCCAUGGACCGCGGUGCCAACAUGAGCUUCAGGAACACUCUGGAAGGAUUCGGAGAUCCUCAGACUGGAUUGGGCAACAGUUCUCGUAUGGGCAUGCACGCUGCUCUCCAUGUGUACAUGAAUGGGUCCAUGUCCUCCGUGCAGGGAUCAGCUAAUGACCCCAUAUUCCUUCUCCACCAUGCUUUUGUCGACAGCAUUUAUGAGCAGUGGCUGAGGAGGCACAGACCAUUGCUGUCACAGUAUCCAGACUCUGAUGCUCCUAUAGGGCACAACAGCGAAUACCACAUGGUGCCCUUCCUGCCGCUCCAUAGAAACAGAGAAUUCUUCACCUCCAGCAAGGACCUGGGAUAUGAAUAUACGUAUCUGCUAGAUGCUAACCAGAGGCUAGCAGAAUCUAUGCAUCCUUACCUGGAGGAACUGCAGGAUGUGUGGCCCUGGUUGCUGCUCGCAGCACUCUGUGGUGGUAUUGUGGCGGUGACCAUAGCUGCUGGCAUCCUGGCUGCAAGACGGCGAUAUGGAGAGGCAACUUGGCUGCACGUGAGCAAAUGGAAAAACUUAUUUGCUCUCCCAGAGAGACAGCCACUUAUCUGGAGCAGUGACGCAGAGGAAACCAAACACCGUAACUACCAAACAACUAUGUGAAGGCACAGCCAACCCUGCAUAUUAAUGCACUUACCUGUGAAUUUUAACAUCAAAGCAUUCUGAAUUAUACAUUAUAUCAACUAUCUGUAAUAAAUCUAUAAUCUAUUAUUGGCAUUGUAUUUAAAUUGUAUUAAGAGUAAAGAACAGUUUGAUAUGGGCUAAGAGGUAUGUUAAAGUUAAACUUUCCACCCAAAAUGUAUAAACUUGGCUUAUUUCAGACAUGCUCAACAUUUAUGGGUCUGUCAUGAAAAUGCUCCAUAGUGCCGUUUCACAUAGUUUUGGAUAAUUACCUUAAAAAAUGAGGUUCUGCAUUAUGUUGCAUCAGUCAUGUAUGUAGGCAUUUAUCAUGAAAAAAAUCCAGCAUGAUCCAACUGCCAUUUAAAGUAACUCUUCAGACAAAUUCACAAAAGCCU
Plectropomus leopardus (leopard coralgrouper) is the source of this 2166-nucleotide messenger RNA. RefSeq names its product tyrosinase-like. Gene Ontology annotation, biological process: pigmentation; melanin biosynthetic process. The record is from RefSeq and is a predicted model, not a curated record. Gene Ontology annotation, molecular function: tyrosinase activity. NCBI's taxonomy places the organism in Eukaryota, Metazoa, Chordata, Actinopteri, Perciformes, Serranidae.